UACCGCAGGCUGAGGCGAGGGCACACGCAAUUCGUGGAAGUUUUUUUUUUCUGCGUGGACGCACGCGCUGUGUUGUGUUGUGUUGUGUCGCACGCAAAGUGGAUACAAAGUUUGGACUCUCACGGAUUUUUCACCGCGUUGUGAAAGAACUCGACCCCUGUGCCUCCUCCCUCCAAGGGCGGCUUGAGGCCUCACCACUCCUUUUGUAAGCCAUGAAGUGUGUCUAAUUCCGAGCCUGGAAUUACCAUGUUGCCUCUCUUCCGCCUACUCUUCCUCUCCUUCAGUCUGGUUUCAUCCUACGAGUGCCCUGAGGAUUGUACUUGUCAAGGCCUGAGCACAAUAUUUUGCAUCAAUCAACGGUCCAACACUGUUCCCCGUGUCCCAUCCAGUACUGUGAAUCUCUACAUCUUCCAAAAUGGCAUCAACUCUUUGACCCCAAAUGACUUCACAGGACUGGAGGAGUUGGAUAUGCUCGAUCUGAGCCAGAAUGAGUUGGAAGAGAUUCCGGAAGGUGUAUUCAAGAUGCUGACCAAACUUAAGAACUUGGAUUUGUCCUCUAAUGUCAUUACUCACAUUUCCAAAGACAGCUUUUCUGGGUUGGUCCAGCUGGAGAGACUGUAUCUUCAUCAGAAUCUCAUCCAGAGCAUCCAUCCUGAAGCUUUUCAAGGUUUAGAAAUGCUCCUGGAACUCAAGCUCCAAGGGAACAAACUCAGCUCCUUGCCAUCCCUUCAGUUACCCCGACUUCUGCUUCUUGACAUCAGUCACAAUAACAUCCCAGACUUGGGUGUCUCAGACCUCCAGACUCCUCACUUGGAAGCCCUUAAAAUGUCUUCUCUUGGGCUUAUCUCUCUGGAUGACAACCUCAUUGCCUCCCUGGGAAAUCUCCAUGAGCUCGAUAUUUCCAUGAACCAGAUUGCAGAGGUUCCCCGUGCCCUAAAGCAGGACUCCCUCAAGGGUUUGAUCAAACUCAACCUGGCUGCCAAUCCAUUGGGUGAGCUCAGAAAAGAGGACUUUCAGAAACUCAUUGGGCUUCAAGAACUGGACCUCAGUGGCGUUAAUCUUCAGGGAUUUCCCCAAGACUUUUUCCAGUCUUUCCCCAGACUGACAAAUCUGGCAGCAGCUGAGAAUCCAUUCAACUGUUUGUGUCCAUUAGCUUGGUUUCCAGGAUGGUUGCACGAGAGAACUGUGAACCUGCUGAGGCCUGAAGAGACCCGGUGUCACUUUCCUCCAACUAAUGCUGGUAAGAGACUUUCAGCACUGGAGCACAAGGAUUUUGGAUGUCCACCAACUACAACUUUUCUGAUUAAGUCUCCCAGCGGGAGUACUCCUGCUCCUCGGGUUCCUACCACAUCCCCAGAAACAACCCAUACCAAUGCCAUACUCCCUCCUCCACCACCGAGUGGACAAACCCCGGACUCAAAGACAGAUAUGCUUCCGUCAGAAUCUCCUGCAUCCCCAAGUUCCACAAGUGGGCAAUAUGAGCAGCACAUCUGUCCGGCAAACAUAUGUCUUAAUGGGGGCACUUGUAACUUUGACCCAAUGGGACAACUGAGCUGCCUGUGUCCUUCAGGAACAUCUGGACUCUAUUGUGAAAACACUAACAAUGUUCCCGAACCACCAAAACCAUCAGCAACGGAAGUGUCCGUGGUGGCUCCCACAGUUCUUGAAGAACUCAAUGCUAUCAGCUCACGCCAGGUGACCUCGACAUCUAUCCUUCUUGAUCUGCAUCGGUUCAUCAAGACACGGCCAAACAUUCGAGGCAUCAGGCUGACGUAUCGGAAUCUCUCAGGUCCUGACCGCCGUCCCAUGAUAUUGAGUGUUCCGGCAUCGUACCCGGAGUACACAUUACGUGGACUGAUACCCAACUGUACGUACUCUGUCUGCGCCAGCCCCCUUGGUGACAGAAUGAACUCCAGAGCUAAUACUUCAAUAGAAACAGCAUCUUGUACAGAAGCUCACACCGCCGGGGUUCCUCUUACAUCCUUAGAACCUAGAGUGGAGACACAGACCUCACUCACAUAUACUCUUAUCCCUGCCAUUGCCGCUCUGGCGCUGGUGCUGCUGCUAGCUUUGGUAGCAGGUAUGAUCAUCUGUCUCCGGAAGAAAAGGCAGAGCAAGGCGGGGAUGGAGCUGGAACUUGGUCCCGCAGAUCCCAACAACCCGACAGAAGUUGAGGGCAUCAAGGUGUGUCCGGAAAAUGGGGGAAACGGGACACUACCCCAUAAACAAGCGGAGCUCGACCACUGUCACAUGACACAGCCAAUGCCGCCUUUGCAACAAAAUGGUAUCUUAGACUAUGAGGUGCCUUUGAUGCAAGGACACUCGCCGUCAAAUAACAAUCGAUCAUCCCUAAAGGCGUCAUAUUUCUAAUGCUUUUAAGGUCCAUCAAAAUUCUGUGUAGUGGUUUAGCAUCCUAAACGUUCAUUCUAAUCGGAAUGUGGUACUUAUUCUUUGCUUCCACAAAUGACUGGAUUGUCCAUUUCAGAGAAUGAGGAGUAGCAAUUACAAUUGCAGCGUUUUGGAAAUUAGCUAAACCGCUGCGGGACAACAAGCACAUUGUGGUUUUCUAAUGGGUUGGACUUUGACGAAACCCAACCAAGUGCAGUUGACAAGAGAAGUCCUUGUAGCAAGACCCAACCACUGACCGUGGUUUGUUGAAUGGGAUGUAAAUCUCAUGCUGGAUUUGGAAGAGAACUGGAGGAAAUCACCGCUAUAAAUAACAAGAAGAUAGACCGGAACUGAAAUGACUUAUUACUCCUACUUUUCAGUGUCUCCAUCACAAACUGUAGUAAGACUGAUGAUCAGAUAAUGAUAAAGACAUUUUUUUGGAGCUAAACUUCCAAAUAGAUGGAUUCCAAACUUGGAUUCUUCACUGUCAACAGAUUCAUCCAGAAUUCUCCAUACUUCCAAUCGAUUUUGGCUCAGUGGGAGCUAAAUUUGCUGUGAAAGAGAAAUGGACUGAAUGAAAAGCCAUUGGGUCUGCCCAGAUUGUCAUAUGUCAUGGCAGGAAGGCUGAUGUGUUUUUUGUGAUAUGUUUUUGUGCCUAAUUCAGUAUUGUCGUCAAAAAAAAAAAGCCCACCUACAAUUCAUUAAGGAUUCAACCAUUGUAAAAAUUCUAAGGUUGGCAAAGAACUGAAACUCUUAUCCAGGACUCAGGUAACCAUCAAUCUGGUACAAAACGACGUUUUUGACGAUGUAGCUCAAGGAUGUCCAAAUAUUUUCACACUUUUACAGAAAAAUCGAUAGAUAUAAAGCACCUUGAAUGUCGGAGGAUUAGGCCCACUCUGAAAAGAAAAAACAAUAAUAAUAAUAAUAAUAAUAGUACAAGACAUUUGCGAUCAGGAAGACCAUGUUUUUAUCACGUAUUUGAUGCUUUUCUGUUAACCACCUAAAGUUGACAUGUUUUAUAGCAGUGUUCCAUAGGACAUGUAAAUGUUCCCUUCUAAGAAGCACUCAUAAAACAUGACGCUACAUCGUAAUUACAGAUGAAUUGUAAUUAAAGCAACAAAAAAAACAGUUUCGUCAGCUUUUCCACAACACUGUCCACUCUCCUCCCAUCCUGCCAUCCAUUCUGCACUGCAAAGUAAACACAAGACAUACACGUAUCUGCCCCCUCCAUUAACAAAUCAACUGGAAGACUUUUGUGUUGUGUUUGUAACAUGCUCGCUUAAGAGCUAUCAUGUUUUGUAUUGUCUCUGUUUGUCAAAAAGUCAAAACAUUUUGUUGUUUUUCUAUGUGUUUGCCAGAAAAUGAUGCAGACAAAAAAAGACAGUAUUAAAAAGACUCAUUUUUCUAUAAAACUGUGCUGUUUGUUAUCGGAAAAAAAUUAUUUUAAUAAUUCAUUUCAAGGUUCUUUAAAACAUACAAUGUAAGGUUAGAUUGUAUGGUUGUACCUAAAUAGGAGUUUUAGAAGUUAUUAUUUACAUGCGUCCAAUUAUGUAUUGCCAGGCACAUGCAUACAUGCUGCAGACUUUAGGGAUGUGGAAUGGUUUUAAAUGGAACAGUGUGCUGUUAA
Molecule: messenger RNA, 4015 nt
Organism: Doryrhamphus excisus (bluestripe pipefish)
Lineage: Eukaryota; Metazoa; Chordata; Actinopteri; Syngnathiformes; Syngnathidae
Source: RefSeq, a predicted model, not a curated record